AUUUCCUGCGUUAAACCACGCUCUCAUCAUCUCUUCACUUUUUGUCUCUCUGCAAAUUAAACUCCACCUCUAGGGUUUAAGGUUUAAGCCUCGCACACAUUUCCACUCUCAGUAUUUCACCUAAACCUUACUCGCGAUGUCACUCUAUGGCAUCCUCCUACGCUCUCUCCGCCGUUCCUCCGCCGCUGUCAGAACUCAACUUACACCGUCCGUUCAUCCUCACCCAACACCACAACUACCACCUCCUCAAAACCCUAACUUCCUUCUCCCUCAGCGAUCAUACGCAUUUUCUUCAGCCGAAGAAGCCGCCGCCGAACGCCGCCGUCGCAAGCGCCGCCUCCGUAUUGAACCACCAAUCAACGCCCUCCGUCGUGAUCCACUCCCGAGGGGACCGCCUUCACCUGACGACCCUCGUUCCCGCCUUCCCGAUACCACGUCGGCACUGACCGGCCACCGGCUUAACCUUCACAAUCGCGUUCAGUCUCUCAUCCGCGCCGGGGAUUUGGAAUCCGCAGCUGCCGUUGCUCGUCACGCCGUUUUCUCAAACACACGGCCGACUGUAUUCACGUGUAAUGCUAUCAUCGGUGCUAUGUAUCGCGCCGGCCGAUACAGUGAUGCUAAGGCUUUGUUUCAGUACUUUUUCAAUCAGUAUAGUAUUAUUCCUAACGUUGUUUCAUACAAUCAUCUCAUUGUGUCACAUUGUGAAGCUGGUGAAGUUGAUGAAGGCUUAAAAGUAUACAGUCAUAUUCUUGAAAAUGCACCUUUUAGUCCAUCUGCUGUGACAUAUCGCCAUCUUACUAAAGGAUUAAUUGAUUCGGACCGUAUAGCAGAAGCUGUAGAUUUGCUUAGGGAAAUGCUUAAUAAAGGACACGGUGCGGAUUCUCUAGUUUAUAACAAUUUGAUAUUAGGGUUCCUGAAUUUGGAUAAUUUAGAGAAAGCGAAUGAGCUGUUUGACGAGUUGAAAGAGAGGUGUACUGUUUAUGAUGGGGUGGUGAAUGCUACUUUUAUGGACUGGUUUUUCAAGCAGGGGAAGGUAAAAGAGGCGAUGGAAUCGUAUCGAUCCCUUCUUGAUAAAAAGUAUAGGAUGGUUCCUGCGACUUGUAAUGUGCUGUUGGAGGUGUUGUUGAGGCAUGGGAGGGAAACGGAGGCGUGGGUGUUGUUUGAUGCCAUGUUAGAUGAUCACACACCACCAACGUUCCAGGCUGUGAAUUCAGACACUUUUAAUUUAAUGGUGAAUGAAUGUUUUAGGUUAGGGAAGGUUUCAGAGGCCUUGGACACCUUCAAGAAGGUGGGGAAGGGCCUCAAGACCAGACCUUUUGCAAUGGACGUUGCGGGUUACAAUAAUAUGAUAUCGAGACUUUGUGAGCUAGAAAUGAUGGAGGAAGCAGAAAAAUAUUAUAUGGAGUUGUGUAACAAGUCAUUGAGCCCAGAUGUCACAACUUAUAGGACAAUGAUUGAGGCAUAUGUGAAGAUGGAGAAUGUUGAAGGCACGUUGGAGAAAUACACGAAGAUGGUGGAGGCAGGGCUGAGAGUCAUUCCAAUCUAUGCUGACAAAUGGUUUAAUUUCUUGAUUGAGAAAGGCAAGGUCGCGGAGUGCGUGCCUAUUCUGACCAAGAUGGGUGAGAGAGAACCAAAACCUGAUGUCACAACUUAUGAUAUUGUGAUUAGGGCACUAUGUGGAGAAGGCAAUUAUGAUGCGAGUUCCAAUUUAGUAAUUCAGAUGAUAAACUAUGGCGUUGGUCUCACCAGUGCCCUCAGGGAGUUCCUGUUAGAAGCUUUUGGUAACCAAGGUCGUCGUGAGGAGAUUGAAAGAGUUUUUGCUACAAAGCCGACUUACUUCCCAUCUUCUAGACCAUCAGGGCCACCUCGAGGGCACGUUCCAUGGCUUUCACAAAUACCUAGACAAUCAGCAGGAACUUCUCAGGUUCCAGCCCAGCAGACGUCACCACCUUCUUUUUUCGAGGGACAAGGAUCAUCACAAGUGCAAAGUCAUCUUUCAGCUCGUAACUCAUUGUGGCAGCAAAAUUCAUCUCCCUCUUUCAUGGGAGGACAAGGAUCACCACAAAUGCAAAGUGCAGCAUAUGCUCCUAGCUCCAUGUCGCAGCAGUCUUCAUCACCUUCUUUCAUGGGAGGACAAGGAUCACCACAAAUGCAAAGUGCAGCAUAUGCUCCUAGCUCCAUGUCGCAGCAGUCUUCAUCACCUUCUUUCAUGGGAGGACAAGGAUCACCACAAAUGCAAAGUGCAGCAUAUUCUCCUAGCUCCAUGUCGCAACAAUCUUCAUCACCUUCUUUCAUGGGAGGACAAGGAUCCUCACAAAUGCAAGGCCAGCAGUCAGUGCCUAAUCCUAGCUGGCAACAAGCUUCACCACCUUCUUUCAUGGGAGGACAAGGAUCAUCACAAAUGCAAGGCCAGCAGUCAGUGCCUAAUCCAAGGUGGCAACAAACGGCACCACCCUCUUUUGUUGCUGGACAAGGAUCACAUCAAAUGCAAGGUCAGCCUUCACCUUUUGCACAAAAUCCGCAUCAGGCAUCAUCACCUUCUUUUACUCAACAAGGAGCUUCACCACCAUCUUUCAUGAAUGGACAAAGAUCACAGCAGAUGCAAGGUCAACAAGGAGCUUCACCACCGUCCUUCAUGGAUGGGCAAAGAUCACAGCAGAUGCAAGGUCAGCCAUCAGCUUUUGCAAGAAACGUGCAGCAGUCCUCACCGCCUUCUUUUGUGCCACAACAAGGAGCUCCACCACACUCUUUCAUGGCUGGACAAGGAUCACUGCAAAGGCAAGGUCAUCCACCACCUUCAUUCAUGUCACAACAAGGAGCUUCUCACAUGCAAGGUCAGCCAUCAGGUUUCACACAUGUUCCACAAUGGUCAUCUCCAUCCACUUAUAUGGCAGGACAAGGAGGAAACCAUCAAAUGCAAGGUCAGCCAUCAGGUUUCACACAGACUCCACAAAAGGCAUCACCUUAUUCUAUGGACAUACAAAGAGAGUCUGCUCAUACUCCACUAAAUGAAAUCUCACAUGCUUCCCAAUCAUUUAGAGGUGCCCUCGAAAUGCAAGGUCCAGCAUCAGCCUUUACACAAGUACCUAGGCAAAAUAUAAGUCCUCAAGUAACAAAAGAGGCAUCAUCCCAAGGGGACAACGUCGAGCAAUACCCCCAAGUGGUAGGCCAAGGGAGAAUGUGAUUUGUGAAGCAUAGUUUCUCUGGCGGGCCUGCUUUUGUUACAGUUAUCUGAUUAGUACUGCAGGAAUAGGAAACAUCCUCUUGAUGUCACAUGCUGUCAUAGUUGAUGUGGCUACGAUCAUGGGUUAAUAUGCAUCAAUAGAAAUCAUUGGAAAUUUUGUAGAGAAAUUGAUGGGUUUAGGGUGAUUUGAGUUGCUCAUAAGUGAAUUACCUGUCCUUGGUGAAAUGAAUUAAAUUGUAAUAUUGCUGAGAAAAUAUUCCUAUUUAUUCUACAUCUUGUAUUCUGAAAUUUUCCCCUUUCAUAUUAAUAAAAUUCGCCUCAUCAAAAACAAUA
Messenger RNA from Nicotiana tabacum (common tobacco), 3517 nucleotides. RefSeq names its product pentatricopeptide repeat-containing protein At1g10270-like. Gene Ontology annotation, molecular function: protein binding. The record is from RefSeq and is a predicted model, not a curated record. Lineage: Eukaryota; Viridiplantae; Streptophyta; Magnoliopsida; Solanales; Solanaceae.